UCCCAACCCACCUUGCGUCUUCGUCCCUCCCUCCCCUCCCGUUCGCUGAAUCACACGCCCUCUUUGCACAACCCAUCCCAACCACAGGAGAUCACAGGGAGAAAUCCAGCAGUAGCAACAAAACCCCCACCUUCUUUCUCUCCAACUCGGUAGCAACAGUAUCGAUCAUUCACAGAGAACAACCAAGAAGAGAAAGAAGCAGUAGCUCAACCUCGCCCGGCAUGGAACCAGCUGCCACGCACACGCCUGGAGGCGCCGACGAAGGCCCUUCCUCCUCUUCUGCCACUGCCGACCCCACUCCUCCCCCUCCUCCUCCCCCUCAAUCUCCACAACCACCACCUCCUCCUCUGGAACAGCAGCAACCAUUAAGUAGGUACGAGUCGCAGAAGAGGCGAGACUGGAACACCUUCCUCCAGUAUCUGAGGAACCACGAGCCCCCGCUGACGCUCCCCAUGUGCGGCGGAGCGCACGUGAUCGAGUUCCUCAAGUACCUGGACCAGUUCGGGAAGACGAAGGUGCACUCCGCCGGGUGCACCUUCUUCGGCCGGCCGAACCCUCCGGCCUCCUGCGCGUGCCCCCUCAAGCAAGCCUGGGGCUCCCUCGACGCGCUCAUCGGCCGCCUCCGGGCAGCCUACGAGGAGAGCGGCGGGCGCCAGGACUCCAACCCCUUCGCCGCCCGGCCGGUCAGAAUCUACCUCCGGGAGGUGAAGGAGAGCCAGGCGAAGGCUCGCGGCAUCCCUUACGAGAAGAAGAAGCGAAAGCGAGCCCGUUCCGCUGCCGCCGCCGCUGCGGUGGAGGGGAGUUCGGGCGGCGGAGGGGAAUCUUCGGCUUCAGCUCCGGCUGCGAGCGGAAGCAGUAGCGGCGGCGGUGGCGCUAUCAGUUCGGUGGUGAGGGAGAGAUCAAGCGACACGCCCGGUGGCUCAUCAUCCCUUUCAUGACUAUAGAUGCCUCUCUCAUAUCCAACUACUUCAUUCGAAUGAGAUCCAAUGCAUUAAAUGCUGGUCUGAUCACAUCUAACAAGAAGAAUUAGGGAAGACAAACAGCACAUAUUAACAACACCGGGAGUUGCUGCAAGAAUCGGAGAACUUGGAUCUGCCUUUUAGGUUUCUUUCUCUGAACAGAAUUGCCAACCAAGUUCUUCCUCGAUUGCUUAAUUCCUUGAUGAUCCUUAUGAUUCUUCCUCAUCUUCUUUUGCUUGCUUUCGAUUGAAAGCGGCUACAGUUCUUCUUUGUUGGACCUACUCGUGGAUAGAAGUGCAUAUAUUGAGAGUUCAAUGUGAACAACUAUUUCUUGAUUACUCUCAUCCAACCCUGACAUUACUGACUACUCUCUCUCUCUCUAACUUUUGCUUUAGAAGGGGAAAACAUCAUCUUCUUCCUCAGGUUUGGAAGAAUGCAAUGCAGUAGUCACAUUCCACCGGAUAGAAAUCAUCUGUGAUGAAUCAUCGAGCACACUGCGAGGCUUCCUCUUUGAAGAAAAGAGAACUGAGGGCCGGGAAGCACUGACAUCAGAUUCCCAUCUUGUUACUGUUCAUGAUUGCUUUAAUGAGAGACACCGUUGGUGGCAACGAGACUGAAGCACACAACAUGGAAGGAUUCCCCGCACGAGCGGCACACUGCUGCUUCCCCUCACUCCAUUAGUUCUUGCAGAUUUGAGCACUGCUUGUGCUACUCAUUCUUCCCAUAUACAAUUCUGUCAAAGAUUUGGGAUCUGCGUGCAGUGCUGCUUCAGAACUUGGUAGAGAUAGCCAUCAUCAAGCCAUCAGCCAAAAAUGCCACUAGCUUCCUUGGUUUUAUCUUCCACUUGGCUCUUACAGUUCAUGAGAGAUUCUUGCAUGUAUAUAUGUUCCUCCAAGAUAGUAUUAGGUGGGGAAGUAAGCUGGAUCAAUUGAGCAAUGGACUAGGGUUUGCCAAGUCAUGUUUGAUUUAUCUGCGCAUAGUUGCAGAUACAUAGUCUUUAACCUAAAUGGAGGAGACCAGCGUAUAGCCUAACAAUUUACUGAUGCUACUUCACUUGGGAAUUCUUCACUGUUAGUUAACACACUUAGAUACAGAUUUCUUUGAUCUCUCAGUCACCAAAGCCAUCCUCUUGGCUUUAAAGCAAUUGCUGUUAUUAUUACACCUAAAAUGUUAGCACAGUACAUACAUGACUCACAUAUCUUAGGUAAAAAGUUGAAACUUCACCCCAUCAAUUUUGAGGAGGAGCCUAUUAGUUUAAAUAGUAAAGAUUUUGUCAGUCUUAAUGCAAGCAAAUCCCACCUUCAUCAUUGAUUGGUUACAAGUGAAGACAUGGCUAGCACACUUAUUUUUCUUGAGCUUAUAUUAAAUUUGAUUAAUAUCAAUCUCAUCUCAACAAGUAUAUAAUCGAAGGAACAUCUUAAGAUUCAGAGGUAUAACUAGUAAAUAUGUUCAUCCUCAUGUAGACAUAAUUUAUCUAUCUUUUAGGGGGAUUACACUUGUUUUUUUCAGUACAAAUAGUUAUGUGUCUAUAUAAAUAUAUAUUUAUUUAUCUAUGUUACAGUAAUCCUGAAAGGAAAACCAAACAGCUUAUGGAAACAAAAGCAGCUGGGCAACAUCAUCAUGGAGGUCAUCCAUCUCAAAGGAAUAUUUUAGCUUUAGAAGAGCAAUAAUCUUGCCUCACACCAUCAUGCUAAGCUUUGUUUGAUAUGGUAAAACGCUUUGUUCUCACCAUGAGCUGAUCCAUCGUUUUCAUUCCUUUCCCAAGUAUUCUUCCUGUCUGUGAAGACCUAAUUAUUUCCAUACCAUACCAUGGAUUUAUUCUUUAUAAUCCAACCACAUUUGUGAACAUUAGUGCUGAUUGAAUGAAGGGGA
Musa acuminata AAA Group (dessert banana) is the source of this 2831-nucleotide messenger RNA. RefSeq names its product protein G1-like7. The record is from RefSeq and is a predicted model, not a curated record. Bases 222 to 938 code for a protein of 238 amino acids. Gene Ontology annotation, cellular component: nucleus. The transcript has 2 exons. Lineage: Eukaryota; Viridiplantae; Streptophyta; Magnoliopsida; Zingiberales; Musaceae. Gene Ontology annotation, biological process: mRNA transcription; response to light stimulus.